Pelobates fuscus (common spadefoot toad) is the source of this 5006-nucleotide messenger RNA. It is a transcript of the gene ARHGEF1, whose product is annotated as Rho guanine nucleotide exchange factor 1. The transcript has 31 exons. The record is from RefSeq and is a predicted model, not a curated record. Gene Ontology annotation, biological process: intracellular signal transduction; G protein-coupled receptor signaling pathway. Gene Ontology annotation, cellular component: cytoplasm. The coding region runs from base 217 to 3267 and encodes 1016 amino acids. Gene Ontology annotation, molecular function: G protein-coupled receptor binding; guanyl-nucleotide exchange factor activity. Lineage: Eukaryota; Metazoa; Chordata; Amphibia; Anura; Pelobatidae.
CAGCCCUUCCUGUCUCCCCCCCUCCCUCUGUACAAGGCUGGAGUUUGGUGACAACUGGAGACUAGUGUUGGGACUUUCUCACCCAGUUAGAGACCUACAUGAUCCCCCCAGACUGAGCCCCCCCACCCCAUGUGCAGAGGACCUGUGUGAUCUUCCGGGGUGCCCUGUGCACAGGCAGGAGGUCUCUGAAAGGUUAACCUCUGCCAGACAGACAACAUGGACCCAGAAGAUGGUCAUUCUGGGGGUUUCCAUUCUAUGGGCGCCACCUCAAUCAUCGGAGCAGAAGAUGAAGACUUUGAGAAUGAAAUUGAAGCGAAUGUGGAAGACCACAACAGCCCUUUCCAGAACAUCGAACUUGUAAAAGAUCAUCCGGCGUACAUCAUGGUUUUUCUCCAUCAUGUGGUGCUGCAGUUGGACCCAUGCCCAUUGCUCUGUUACCUCCAUGCCGAUAUCAUAAAGAACCUUUCGGUCAAAGAGGGGAAGAAAUUGUCUACGGAGGGGAAGAAAUUGUUUACGGAAUUCUGCUAUACCUUCAUGAUGAAAGGAGCGGUCCUACGCACCACGGUGCCACCCAUCGUUUCCUUCGAACUCGAUCGCACUAGGCCAGAGCUUUUCACUGAAGACACACAGAAGAAAUUCCUCCGUGAAGUUCAGAGCUACCAGAUUCCGGAGAUCAGCAGGCAGCUCGAGGACUUCAGGUCAAAGCGGGUAUUGGGUAUGACCCCUGGGGAACUAGAACUCAAUGAGCUGGAGUCUUAUCGAACAAGCGAUCGACAUAUCCUAGAAUCCAAAGAAAAGCAACUGGCAGAACAGCUACUCGCACGGCUGGAUGAGGUCCACCCCACCAUCAGUACCGACGAGGACAAAAGUUCUGCAGUUUUUUGUGCCAUCGUCGCCUAUAUGAAGCAUCUUGGGGUGAAGACCAAGGUGGCGGAUAGCAAGAAAUCAAAGGGUAUCUUCUUUAGGAAAAAGGUUUCUUCCAAGAAACCAGAUGAAACUGUAAAAACCAAGAAAACCUUCAGCAUCUUGGAUCCUACACGCUGGAAAUCAGGAGAAUCUCAUAGUGUUGACAACAGACCGUCAAAGUCUGAGCCCGAAGCAGUUGACAAGCCAGUUGUCCAUGAAAGAAGAAUCAGCCAUGGGCAGAAGACUUUUGACAGAAGUGAUAGCAGCAACUUGGUUAAACCUAAAAUAAGUGUCGGAGCACCCCCAGAUAUGACAGAGUCCGGGGUCUCUGUAACAAUACAUGCUCCACCUAGCGAGCCCAGUGACAGUGACACAGCAACACUCGAUGGGUCAACCUCGUUGGAUAUCUCGGACGCCUCAAAAGGAUCUCCCACCAUGGAACUGUGCCCGGGUGAACCAAUGCAAGAGGACAACGCUGAGAAUGAAAGCCCCGAGCCUGGGGGGAGUACGGAGGGUCCACUGUCCUUUCUGCUUCCCCAGUCUGAGGAGAAUGAGCCGCGCGUUCCAGAGGCAGAGAGUGACCCUCCAAACUGGAGGGAGCUCGUCCCCCCUGAAACACUCCUCAGGCUGAAGAAAAGCGAAAUAAAGCGGCAGGAGGUCAUCAAUGAGCUCAUCUUCACUGAACACGCACAUGUGCGGAUGCUUCACGUGUUGCAUGACAUCUUUUACCUCCCAAUGCAGGAUGUCUGGAUUCCCCAAAUGGAGUUGCAAAACAUCUUUCCUAGUCUUGAUGAUCUCAUCGAGGCACAUGUUGUGUUCCUGGAAACCUUGAAGAGACUACGGCUGGAGAAUAACUAUGUAAUCCAGGAGAUUGGUACCACACUGUUAAACCGGUUUGAUGGCACAGAAGGAAGCUGGUUCCAGAAGAUUUCUUCUCGAUUCUGCAGUCGCCAACCAUUUGCUCUGGAACAACUGAAACAGAAGCAGAAGAAAGAUCCUCGUUUCACCCAAUUUAUUCAGGAAGCAGAGAGCAACCCACAAUGCAGAAGGCUGCAGUUAAAGGAUAUUAUCCCAUUUGAGAUGCAAAGAUUAACCAAGUAUCCGUUACUGCUCCAGAAUAUUGCAAAUCUCACCGAUGAUGAGGAAGAAAAGCAGAAAGUGCAGAAGGCUGCCGAGUGCUGCCGUCAGAUUCUCAAUCAUGUCAACCAGGAAGUUCGAGAAAUGGAGAACCAUAUGAAGCUCAACGAUUACCAAAGACGCCUGGAUGUUUCCAACCUGAGGGUGAAUGAUCUUGUGUUUAAUGAGUUUAAGAAUAUUGAUAUCAGUAAAAAGAAUCUUAUAUACGAGGGUUCUUUGCUAUGGAGAGUAAGCAGAGACAAGGCCAUUGAUGUCCAUGUCCUCCUCCUAGAUGACAUGUUGAUGCUGCUGCAGAAACAGGAUGAGCGACUGGUGCUGAAAUGCCAAAGUCGGACCAUUAUGCCUACCCCAGAUGGAAAGUUAAUGCUGAUUCCCAUUAUUAAGUUAGAUUCUGCAAUGGCUCGCGAAGUGGCUACAGACAACAAAGCCUUUUUUGUGAUAUUUAAGUGGGACGGCAAAGGGCAAAUCUAUGAAUUGGUGGCACCUACUGUAUCCGAGAAGAAAAUUUGGUUUUCAUUGAUCAAAGAAACUGCAGGCUCCUUAGACUUUUGUGCUCCAUCCAGAUCUGGACUUCGAUCUGGAGAUUCUAGUAGAAUGAUCCCGCAGAGUCCGUCAUAUUUUAACGAGCCAGUACUAAGGGAGAACGGAGAUUCCCUUAAAGAUUCUGUGAACAAAGAUGACAAGAAAAAGUCUCCUGUGGAAUCCGGGCAGGAAGAGACUGUUGGCGACACACCAAAUCUAAUGGAGCAUCUUCUAGCUCAUAAUAUUGCUGUGUGUAAAAUGAGCCAGGAAUCCACGAAUACUGGUGGGAACUUAGCCAGUGAGGCUUUAGAAGAAGUUUUGGUGCUAAAACGGUUACUAGUGAAGAAUAUACGCCUUAGUUUGGAUGCAGAUUCACUGUCAUUUAUAGAGUUAAACUCGGCCAGAGAUGAGGCCAAAGGGGAGGAGCUUGCACCGGCGGAAACGACCACCAAUGGUGAUGAUGAGGACUCUUCAAGAGACACUGGAGAGAAUGGUGCUGAAUUGAGCGGAGAAAGUCAACUAGACGGUGGGGACUCUUUAUGUGCACCCAUUGUACUGUCUCAGGAACAAUCUGAGGAAGUUAGAAGACACAUCCAAGUGCUAGAGCAAAGGGUCCAACAGCUCAAGAUGAUAGAAGAGGACUAUAACCAUCUGCAGAGGACAAUCGCCAAAUUUACUGUGUCUCAGAGCAGUUUCACAUGAGACAGGUUUUCUCCAUCUCCUCGAUGUGCCAAUCCCUCACGCAUCCAUCCGCGGGUUGCCCUUCUCAUCAACUAAAACCUUUCUGACUGUAUCCUACUACCUAACAAAUAGGCAUCCCACAGGGUGCUGUAACAGGGGAUUAAGCGGAGAAUGGUGGUAUUACCUACCCAAUGAACUGCCAGCUGUUUUAUUAUAGGAUGGGUGACCAUUCACUGUUUAUUACAGGAGAAAACUCCAUUCUAGAUAUCAAAUGCCACCAAAGUGCCUUAUUGCUUUUUUUUUUUUUUUAUAUAUAUAUAUAUUGUUUUUUUCAGGGACUGUUGGGGGAGGGGGGCUGCUGAAUUCUCUAUAUAUUAUGUAAUCUGUUUUUAAAUAUAUAUAUAUAUAUAAUUAUAAGAUAUAGAGAUUCUUAUCCUAGCUGUACAGUAAAGUGAUGACAAGCUUGUAUGAAUGAAUAAAUAUGUGCUUCUUUCUAGGCCCCUUUAUCAGUUGGGUUAAUGAAUAAUCCCCAUAUCCUCACCUUAUUUAAGGCUCUGAUUUUUUUAUUUUAUUUUUCUAUCCCUCCUGGGUUUCAAGAGGGAGUGCGGUACCUACAAAGAGACUGGCACCUGGAUCAGGUUGGGAUGUGGAAAAUUAAGGGAUUCAGAAAAGAGUGAUGAGAUGAGGCUAAGCUGAUAACUUAGAUUUAAGUUGGUGUCUUCACAUGCUGGAGUCUGUGGGAAGAAGGUUAAUAGUGCAUGAGACCCACGUCAAAAUACUUUUGUAUUAUUGUUAGCUAGGGAUAUUCCGCAGGAUGUGUCCUGAUUGCCUCUGUAUUAGGAAUGAGUUUUGUAUCUGUCUGUCUGUGUCUGAGUGAGCUUUGAAUAUUAAGAGUUAAUAUUCCAGCUAUCUGUGCACAAGUUACGAGUGAGGGGUAGGAUUAAGGAUGAGAGAUAUGUCCGUGUGUGAGUAGAGGAUCGAGUGUUUUUGAUCCACUGUCUAUAUACUAGCAGCGAAGUUGAGCUGUUUCCCCACAGUUGUGUUGUGGGAUCUAAGUUGAUGGACCCGAUUCGUUUCGAAUUAAAAAAGUAAAAGUAACGUGUUUGCUACUGGCAUAAGAUAUAAGGUCACAGUAUGUUUAUCAUGAAGAGAUCUGCAGGGAUCAUGCAUCUACGGAUCCCACCUGAUCCAGGAAACCAUUCAUUGCCAUCUCAUUGCUUCCAAAAGACCCACCACAUCUACUCAGAGUCAAACCGACAACUUAUGGUGGAGGUAAAAAAAAGUAUAGAAUAUCUGUACUGUCACUGUAUAGAGAGCUGCAGAGAGGGAGAUUUAUUGUAUGUGCAUAUUGUGCACCCACAUACAUACAUACAGGGCUGGAAUGCUUUUAAGUGUUAGAAAAUAAAGAACAUCUCUAUUGUAUUCAAAGAUGUGGGGAUUUCGUGUCCUGGAUCUAUGUAUUUUUCUUAGUCCUAAUUUGUUUAAAAGUCAUCCUUUAUGUUAUUUAAACAAACAAAAAAUAUAUAUAUAUAUAUAUAAAUUGAAGCUUUCUUUUUUUAUUGGAUGGGUGGUUUUGAAAAAAGGUCAGUGUAUUAUGUCAACAGGGGGGUUUGAAAAGGAAAGGGGGGGCGUAUUUGUAUUCCAUAUUUUGUUUCUCAAUGUAUGCCAAAGACUUUCAUUGUCUAGAACCUAAAAACUGUAAAAGCAACAAAGAAAUAAAGUGUUUAAAGAAUUACUAUGGUGGGAUGGUAAUCCCGUUA